Messenger RNA from Spinacia oleracea (spinach), 1603 nucleotides. Its product is annotated as ethylene-responsive transcription factor ERF061. The record is from RefSeq and is a predicted model, not a curated record. The transcript has a single exon. Gene Ontology annotation, biological process: regulation of DNA-templated transcription. NCBI's taxonomy places the organism in Eukaryota, Viridiplantae, Streptophyta, Magnoliopsida, Caryophyllales, Amaranthaceae. The coding region runs from base 332 to 1345 and encodes 337 amino acids. Gene Ontology annotation, molecular function: DNA-binding transcription factor activity; DNA binding.
UGACUCAAAUCUAACCAAACCAAACCAAACUCUAUCCUUUAUCACAGAAGUUUUUAGACACAUCUCCCUCUCUUUUCUCUCUGUCUAUACCAAAAAAAUCUUUUGUGAUCUUUCAAAAAAAAUCCAGCAAGAACUAAAAUCUUCUUCUUACAUUUCUAGUGUUCCUCAUUUUUGGUGGGAUCACUGGUUUUUUCCUCUGUUUUUUUUUUGUAAGAACAUUUGAUCUGUUCUUCAGAUUUUCUGGAAAAAAAGGGACUAAUUUUUUGAAGUUCUUUGAUUCCAGAGCUUUUAACUCUAAUCUCUCUUACAGAAAAGUCAAAAACACCAAGAAAUGGAAGAGAACUACCAAACAUCAUCAUCAUUCACAACACCAAUUGACAUUAGAGAUUCAGUAUCAGCACUUAUCUUAACAGCAGGUGCUAAUAACACCAACACUUUGGAUUCAAUCUUUUCUUACUACCCCUGCCAGCCUUCUAAUUCACUCACUACUACUAACAACAUCAAUUCCUUGCUUGAGCCAUUAGGGUCCUCUGUUUACCUUAAACAAAGAGAUCUACUCCAGCAAUUUUGUCUCGAUAACCAGUCAAAUAAGGUUGGGGUUUAUGGCUCUUCUUCAUUGAGCAACCAGUUGUUCCAAAAUCCUAGCACUACUUUGAACAACCCUAUGAAGAAGAAGCUUUACAGAGGAGUGAGGCAGAGGCAUUGGGGGAAAUGGGUGGCUGAGAUUAGACUACCACAGAACAGAAUGAGGGUUUGGUUGGGUACUUAUGAAACAGCAGAAACUGCUGCUUAUGCUUAUGAUCGUGCAGCCUACAAGCUUCGAGGGGAGUAUGCUAGGCUUAAUUUCCCAAAUCUUAAGGAUGGAGCGACAAAGCUCGGGUUUGGGGAUUCGGCUAGGAUGAAUGCAGUCAAGUCUGCUGUAGAUGCAAAAAUCCAAGCAAUUUGCCAGAAGUUGAAGAAGGAAAGAGCCAACAGAAUUGCGAAAAAGAAGCAGAAAGAAGCGACAAUUAGUGAGAGUGGUGGUAUCAAAGGCGGUAGUGGUGAAGAGAAGAGUAAUAAAAGUACUACUCACAGUGGUGAUAGCAACUUGAAUGAGAAUGAUAGUUUGAUGAACUCGUAUUCUUCAUCUUCAUCAUUCUGUUCAACCAUUGUUAAUGACAGUGGGAUGGUUUCACCAGAUAUUUCUGAAGAGGGUUGGUGGAGCAAUGGAAACGGAGCUUCACCGUCUUCUGAUUCAUUCACCAGCUAUCCUAUGAUGACAGAUGAUUUUGGUUUUGAAGACUGUUCUUUAGAGAAAAUGCCAUCUUUUGAUCCAGAGUUGAUAUGGGAAGUUCUUGCUAAUUAGAACAGAGUUAACAAAUAUUAAGAGGUCUUAAUAGCUAUGUGAUAUACUUAGAUUAAGUAAUUUUAUUACAUAUCUUGGCUAGUUUGUUUAGAAGUGAACUUGGUAGUCAUUUUGGUAAGACUCUAGAGCAUGUUACUUGUCCCUAUAUUAUUUAUGACAAGUUAUGAAUGUAUGGAUGGUGAAGGAAGUAUUAGUCAUAUCCUUAACCAUAUAUUCUGUUUUGAAAAAACUUUAUAUAACAAUAUGUUGUGUUCCUAA